Eleginops maclovinus (Patagonian blennie) is the source of this 5179-nucleotide messenger RNA. RefSeq names its product discoidin domain receptor tyrosine kinase 1 (gene ddr1). Gene Ontology annotation, molecular function: collagen binding; protein tyrosine kinase collagen receptor activity; ATP binding. Gene Ontology annotation, cellular component: plasma membrane; signaling receptor complex. The transcript has 20 exons. The record is from RefSeq and is a predicted model, not a curated record. Lineage: Eukaryota; Metazoa; Chordata; Actinopteri; Perciformes; Eleginopidae. Gene Ontology annotation, biological process: positive regulation of kinase activity; multicellular organism development; protein phosphorylation. Bases 396 to 3380 code for a protein of 994 amino acids.
AUCCAGAGAGGCGGCCGAGAGGAACAGGGGACCCCAGUCGGUUUCUCGCUAUCAUUUUUUAAUAUCACCCUUAUUGUCGACAAGUUUUACAACUAUUUACCCCAAAGAGAGGGGAGUAAAAGUCAAGCUGCGGGUUUAAUUCCAGCCGGAUAUUUUGUUGUUUUCCGUGUUUUACUCACCACACAGAGGUCGUUCACUGAGCGCAACAACUGUUCCCGUGUGGAUUAUUCAGUGGACGUGUGUUGUUGAGGACAAAACACAGCUUUGCUACCACUAACAAAGACUUCAUUUGAAAGUUUGGACUGCUAUCAACGCACACUUCUCCGUGUCUUUUUAGGUAUGCCUGUGGACAUCAGUGCAGCCCCACACAGGUAACCAGGUGUGUUGCUGCUGUCAUGGCCUCGCCAACCCUGCAGCUGCUCCCUGUCGCUGUGGUCACUCUCCUGGUGGCGCUGGUGUCAUCUUCAGGGGAGCAUGAGUGGCAAUUUAACCCAGCUCAGUGCCGUUACGCCCUGGGGAUGGAGGAUGGCACCAUCCCAGACUCUGACAUCACCGCCUCCAGCGCCUGGUCUGACUCCACUGAGGCCAAACAUGGAAGGUUGAGUACUGGAGAGGGCGAUGGAGCCUGGUGUCCUGCAGGAUCCGUUUUCCCCGGGGGAUCAGAAUACCUUCAGGUCGACCUGCACAAACUGCACUUCCUGGCUCUGGUUGGUACCCAGGGUCGCCAUGCCGACGGGCACGGGCAGGAGUUCGCCCGCAGUUAUCGGCUCCGCUACUCACGAGACGGAGUGAAAUGGAUCACCUGGAAGGACCGCUGGGGCCGGGAGGUGGUGUCGGGGAAUGAGAACACCUACGAUGUUGUCCUGAAGGACCUGGGCCCCCCCAUAGUGGCCCGCAUGGUGCGCUUCUACCCCCUCGCUGACCGGGUCAUGAGUGUUUGCCUCCGGGUGGAGCUCUACGGUUGUCUGUGGAACGAUGGUUUGAAGGCUUACACGGUUCCAGUGGGUCACGUCAUGCACCUCUCUGGCUUGCCUGUCUAUCUGAAUGACUCCACCUAUGAUGGGAGCACCGAGCAAGGGAUGCAGUUCGGAGGCCUGGGUCAGCUGUGCGACGGCGUCCUGGGAGGAGACGACUUCAUGCAGACUAAAGAGCUGAGGGUUUGGCCCGGGUACGACUACCUGGGCUGGAGCCGGGAAGCCCUCGGGCAGGGCAGCGUGGAUAUCGAGUUCGACUUUGAGAAGCCACGCGUGUUCCACAACAUGCAGGUGCAUAGUAACAACCGCCACACUCAGGGCGUGCGGGUCUUCAGCAAAGUGGAGUGUCUCUUUAAGCCCAGCAUCCUGCAGCCCUGGUCCCCUGCUCUCACGCUGCCCGUGCCCCUGGAGGAUCUGAAGGAUCCGUCCUCACGACCCCUCACCCUCCCGCUAGGCGGCCGGCCCGCUCAGAUCCUCCGCUGCAAAUUCUACUUUGCUGAUCGAUGGCUGCUCAUCAGCGAGAUAUCCUUCCUCUCUGAGCGGUUUGACGUGGAUGUCACAGAGACGGAUUCAUUUACUCCGCAUCUUCCCAAGAUUCCUUCCACCAGUUCCUCUGCUCCUCCUGUCAACCUCACCUCCUCCUCUCCCACGUCGAACUCCUCCAACUCCACCUCCGAUGCGUCCGAACCCCCUCCCACCAACAUGACGGACACCACCGGUAACUGGACGCUGUCAGAAUUUGGUGGUAACACUCCCAGGGCGGGACUUCCUGUGGCCAAAGAUGACGGCAGUAAUACCGCUAUUCUGAUUGGCUGCUUGGUGGGCAUCAUCCUGCUGCUACUGGCCGUGAUCGCUGUCAUUCUGUGGAGGCAGUACUGGAAAAAGAUCCUGGGCAAGGCGCAGGGCAGUCUGUCCAGUGACGAGCUGCGGGUUCACCUGUCAGUUCCCUUGGACAACGUGGUGAUCAACAACACACACAGCUACUCGAGCCGCUACCAGCGCAUACACACCUUCCCAGACGACCGCGACCACGACCGAGAGGCAGAGGGAGAAUACCAGGAGCCCAGCGCCCUGCUGCGGCCGCGGGACUACAGGGAGAGCACAGUCUUGCUGUUAAACAACCCAGCCUGUCACCUGCUCCUGUCAGAUCACAGGAAAGGCUGCAGACCUGUCCCCAACACCAGUCAGGCUCAGGAAAAGAGCCUCAAUGUGCCCCAGGCCUGUGGUUUGGACAUGGACAUGGAGAAGGGUUUCCCCCCGACUCAGGAGGAGCCUCCUCCCUACCCUGGAUCCCCUCCUUACCCCUCCCUGUCUCCCCCCGUGUCUCCUCCACUGCCUCCCAGCGUUCCUCAUUACGCCGAGGCGGACAUCGUGAAUCUGCAGGGCGUCAGCGGCAACAACACCUACGCCGUGCCCGCCUUGACCUCCUCCAGCCCCGGGGCCGACUCCUCCCCGCUGCCCGAGCUGCCCCGCCAGUUCCUCAUCUUCAAGGAGAAGCUGGGAGAAGGACAGUUCGGAGAGGUGCACCUGUGUGAGAUCGAAAACCCUCAGGACUUUCCCAACCUGGAGUUCCCCUUCAACGUGAGGAAGGGUCGCCCUCUGCUGGUGGCCGUGAAGAUCCUGCGUCCCGACGCCUCCAAGAACGCCAGAAACGACUUCCUGAAAGAGGUGAAGAUCCUGUCUCGCCUGAAGGACCCGAACAUCAUCCGGCUGCUGGGAGUGUGUGUGAGCAGUGACCCGCUCUACAUGGUCACUGAGUACAUGGAGUGUGGAGACCUGAACCAGUAUCUGUCCCACCGGGUGCUUCUGGACAAGACGGGGCCUACACACAAUACACCCACCAUCAGUUACCCAGCCCUCAUCUCCAUGGCGAGCCAGAUCGCGUCAGGAAUGAAGUUCCUCGCCUCCCUGAACUUUGUGCACCGGGAUCUGGCCACCAGAAACAGUCUGGUCGGUGGGGAGAAGGGUGAGAGCGGGGACGAUCGGGGGGGAGAGCGCCACAUCAAGAUCGCCGACUUUGGCAUGAGCAGGAACCUUUACGCCGGAGACUACUACAGGAUCCAGGGCCGGGCCGUGCUGCCCAUACGCUGGAUGGCCUGGGAGUGUAUACUCAUGGGUAAGUUCACCACAGCCAGCGACGUGUGGGCGUUCGGGGUGACGCUGUGGGAGAUGCUGAGCGUUUGUCAGGAGCAGCCGUACUCCAACCUCACCGACGAGCAGGUGAUCGACAACGCCGGGGAGUUCUUCAGAGACCAGGGCCGGCAGGUAUACCUGAGCAAGCCGGCGGUGUGUCCUCAGGGUCUCUACGAGCUCAUGUUGAGCUGCUGGAACAGAGACUGCAAACUCCGCCCAUCCUUCGCCGACAUCCACUCCUUCCUCACCGAGGACGCCAUGAACAUGGUGUAGAGAGAGCACCGCGGGCUGCAGUGGGAGGGGGUGGUGGAGGCAGAGUGGGUUGCUCGCUUUUAAUAUUUGUACUUUUGUGGGUGGAUGGGGCUGAGACGCCGCUGGUUCGGUUUAUUUCCACAUCAGACCCCCAACCCCAAGCUCAAAAUUAGCUUUGGCUUUGGAUUAGUAACGUUCCAAGCUAUAUUUCUCUGGUGGUGGGUGCCGUCUGCAUAGGAACUCUUUCUCUUCUCAGAUACUUUAACAUAAAGCAGGGUGUGUGUGCCUGGUGAUUAAGUGCUGUAGAGUUAAUGAAACAGGAAGCUGUAGAUGCUAAAUUACUCCAAAUACUACAACCAUAGCAAGCUAGGACAACCGUGAAUAAAGUUUCACGAGUUAUAUUUUAUCUUGAACAUGCAGGGUGACAGGUAGAAGUGCACACCUAUAGUUGGGACAUGAAAGUGAAGACAUAGGACUUGUCUUAGUAUGUAUGGUAUACUUUACUCAUUUCAGUCUAAAUCAGUAACAUAUCUCAAGGCCUCAGCCCCUUUUGCCCAUCUGAGACACAAUAAAUGACGACCCACUGGCUGAACAUGAGAUUUAUGAGAUCUCACCAUGUCUUUGACUCUUGUGACUCCAAAGAUGUUCUGGACUAAUAUGAAAUGAUGUGGACCUGACACCAGCAGCCCCCCCUUUCUAAAAUGGGAUAAAGUCAAGUUUGCUCCCCUGAUUUUAGUCAUAGAGAACUCAAUCUGGGCAACAGGACUGAUACCCUGGUGCCAAAUGGACGAAGGUACAGAAGAGCAGGGUCUGCUGCUGGCGCUGCUGAGACGAGGCCCAGAAGCUUGGACCGCAGAGAGACGAUACUGUCAGCCGGAGCAGCGUAGAGACAUCUCCUGAUCCUCCUGCUCCGGUGUUUUUUGGCAAUAUUUGUGGCUGCGACCCAGACACAAAAGAUAAAUGUAAAAUUCCACAACCAGCUGCACUUUAAAUCCCACAUGCAUAUCCCCGGCCGUGAGGAAACUCUCUUCUAUGAGUGGCCCGAUAUGAUUCCUGUCGAUGUGGAUUCUGAUGCAUUUCACCUGCAGUGAUUUCCCUAAGGGAGAGUAACAUUCAGGACACUCUGCCUUGUUAAAUCCCCCCUCCCCCCCUCCCCUACAAGGCAUUGCCAAACCAUGAGAUGUAAAAUAUUAUUUAAAAAGUGGAAUGGCAGCGUGGAUUCAUCUCAUUUUAAAUGUAUGAAAGCCUUUUAUACGGCGCGUUGAGACCUUUUUUACUCCUCGAAUAAUCAACCUCUGCUCAUCCAAAUGCAUUACUGUACUCACACAGUUUCUACUCAAACUGGGAAUUAUGGGAAAUCAGAUUUUUCUUUAGUGUGAAUGUCAACAUCAACCUCCGGAUAAGUACAUUAAGCUGCAGUAGAAUCAAUGGUAUCUACCUUACUGAUUGUUAAGCACUGUAAAUCAGUCCUGAGAUCAUCCAGUAAAACAUGUUUACUGACCGUGAAUGCUUGUGCCAUUUGAGUGAUUUUUGAUACACUGUAGUUCAACUAAACCAAUAUUUUUAUAUAUACUGUAUGUACUUGGACACUCCUUGAUGUCUGAUUUUUGUCCUUCUUGUUUCUUUCGAGGUUGAGCAUAAUAGUAUGUACAUAUUUUGAGUACAGAAUUGUAAUUUCCUUUACUAAUAUAUGGAAAACUCUGUUGAAUGUGGGGUCUUCUGUAUCUCUGUAGAACGCUUGCUACCUUGAUGCUAUUGUAAUUAAUCGUUGUCUAUUUUUGUAGAUGUUUUAAUAAAGUUAACCUUUUCAAAGAAAUUAA